AUGAAUAUCUUAAUCACAAAGAGGCCUGUUCUUCAACUGGGUCCUCAAUUUUCUCAUCAAAAUUAUUCAUUUCGCUCAUCAUUCUUAAGCCAGAAAAAUCCAAACUUUCUGAAAUAUCCCCCUUGUAGAGGAGUUUCCUACGACCCAAAGACCGUUACUUUCUGCGCCAAUACAGCUUCUGAGACAUUGGUUAGCUAUGGUGGGUGGGACCAUCCUCAGCUCGGAGGGAAGUUUGAGUACACCAGUGAGUACGAUCAGCUGAAGAACUUUUUGUUUUCUGUUGGAAUUAGUGAUAAAAAGUAUCUGUUUGUUUAUUUGUUGGGAUUUAUUUGUGCUCUGGCAAUUUCUAGAAUCAGGAUUUCUUCCAUAGUAGUUAUUCCAGCUUGUGUUGUUGCUUUUGGGGUUGGGUUCUCAGUGGGAUUUUUCAAUGGGGGUCAUGUCAGCUUGAUUGGGGCUAACAAGAAGCCAAAACUUGAGAACUUUAAGCAUUUAACUGAAAAACUGGGGAAUCUACUGGAUUUGUUGGGGGGAUGUGAUGUCAACAUUGAGAAUUUGAAGAAUGGUUUACAGAAAGGUAUUAACUGCAAUCAGAUUAGUCUGAAAGAUUUGCGAAGUUUCUUGAAAGCUUUAGAAUCAAUUGAUUUAGCUACCAUGAAUGCUAAAAGCGUUGCAGAAGAUUGUAUGGGUGGUAUGUUAGCCGAAAACCAAGAUGUGGAUAGAAAUUCGAAUCAAAAGUCAGUUAAGAGGAAGAAAGAGGGCAGUGACACUGGAUUAAGCUUUGCUGGCUUUUUUAGUAAUUUGUUUCAGGAAAGAUCUACUGGCUUGAAACCUUCUAAAAUGAAAGAUUCGGGCAAGAAGGAAUCCAAGAAUGUGGAGGCUUUUCAAGGGGCACAAAGCAAUGGCUUAGCUUCUUCAGUUGAAGAAAGAACAAGAAAGUAUCCUUUAAACAAAAACGUGGAAGAUGAAACCUCUUUUGAUGGUUCUGCUAGAAAUCGAAAUAGUGCUGAUAACUUGAUUAAUGGUGCUCGUAGGGUAAAUGAAGUUUUCAAUAGAGACAAUCUAAACUUUGCUGGAACAGAUGGUGUUAAAUCCACUGUUAAGAGUACCAAGUAUACUUAUCACAGAAGGAAAUUGGAGUAUAUGAGCAACCAAGAAGUCUCUUGGAAAGCUGGGCACUCUAGAAAUUUUGGAAGAUGGGAUUCACAGGAUGAGAUACUUGAUGCUCUGGACUUAAAGGCAAGUGUCAAGCAUCAGCAUAGUGAGACAGAGUUUGCACAAGAAGUGACGAGAGAUGAUUUGGAAAAUGAAGUAGAUGGGUAUGACAGCGGAGACACUGAUAAACAUGAGGCUUAUGGAUCUGUUCAGGGUAAGGGAAUGAUUGCUGACAGUGAAGCCACCUCUGUUAAUGAUGAUUCUACAGGAGCAUCAGGGGAUAUGGAGUUCAAUCGGUAUCUUGUAGAAGCUCAUAGUCUCCUGAAAGCAGCUAAAGAAUGUCUUUUGCAACAAGGUGAUGAUGAGACUGCUGAGAACUACCUAUAUAAGUCCGCGGGAUUACUGUUGAAAGCCAAAAGCAUAAGACCAAUGAGCUUGUUAGCAGCUGGCCAGUUGGGAAACACGUAUCUCCUUCAUGGAGAAUUGAAAUUAAGGCUCAGCCGUGAUUUGAGAGCUUUAAUAGCUACAAAUAAUCCAGCGACAAUGGAUGAAUGGAAUAUUGAUGAUAACAUAAUGUUCAGGAAGGACAAACUUUCAUCUGCUCUUGUGAAUGUCUGUAAUGAAUGUGAAGAGCUUCUUGUCAGUGCAGGAAGAAACUAUAAACUGGCCUUGUCAAUUGAUGGAAAUGACAUGAAAGCCAUGUACAACUGGGGCUUGGCUCUUUUCUUCCGUGCACAGUUAAUUGCUGAUAUUGGACCUGAUGCUGCUCGUGAUGCAGACAAGGUUUACUUGGCGGCAAUUGAUAAAUUCGAUGCCAUGAUGUCCAGAAGCAAUACUUAUGCACCAGAUGCUCUUUUCAGAUGGGGUACAGCACUGCAACAAAGAUCUCGCCUGCGCCCGAGGAAUAGCAAAGAGAAGGUGAAGUUAUUGCAGCAAGCUAGAAGGCUCUAUGAAGAUGCACUUAAUUUUGAUUCUGAUAAUAUCCGAGUUCGAGAAGCUUUGUCUUCAUGUGUGUCAGAGCUGAAGUAUUGGUUUGAUUAG
Molecule: messenger RNA, 2193 nt
Organism: Oldenlandia corymbosa var. corymbosa
Lineage: Eukaryota; Viridiplantae; Streptophyta; Magnoliopsida; Gentianales; Rubiaceae
Source: the annotation of a GenBank genome assembly